AUGGACGAAAGAUACACUGACAGUCCUACUAAGGCGUCAUCGUACGCUCAUUGGACAAAUAAUGCUCAGUAUGAGGUCUUCAAUACAAAACCUUCCCAAGAGUCUAACUUGAGCGGAAUCCUACAUAAUAUUGGAAAUAAAAAUGUUAAUAGCAAUAAACCUGAAGCAGAAAAGGAUAAGGAACCAAGAAAAACUGUUGAUGACGGUGUUAUAGCAUCAGAAAGUGAUGGAAUAAUUAAAAGUGACGAUAGAGAUGAAGUUAGAAAAAACGUAUGGAGUGAUGUCGAUGACGAACUUUACAUAGCCAAUAUAAUAAAACUUAGGACUUCUAAUGAAGUGGAACGCGUCAAACGUGAUACUAGCUAUUCUGUCGUUAGUGAUUACAGCGAGAAGGUUGUGAAUAGUUUUAAGUUAGAUAAGUACGAGAUGUGGGAACUGGAAGAUCUUACGGAGUGUGAUUGUCUUGGACCACCUCCGGAAUUUUUGGUGCCACCGCCGCCUCGGCCGCCGUUUUUACAAGCAGAUUAUUAUUGUGGUGACGAUCCUAUACCAGAUUUGGAAACCUGCGAUACGGAACCAAAGAUAGACGCCUACAACCACAGCGGUCCUUCAUUUCAGACGUCAGCGGUGAUCGCGCUCUGCUCCAUAGUUCUCGUCGUGGGAGUGCUCAUAGGCGCCAUACUUGUUUGGAAACAUAAACGAAAAGUGACUAACCUUCUGCCAUCAAAGUCCUCUCAUAGCCAAACCACAGGAUCACAAAGACGAGCUCCGCCUCCCGCUCCUUUGUACGAGGACUUACAAGACCUGCCUAGGCGUCCGCCACUACCUCAUAGACCAGAAAUGGAACCCCAACUAGAGAUGGUGGAAUCAAAAAGACCGAAUUGCCAACGGGUCUUUGUUUGCGGAACAGGGGGUUCUUGGAGAGGUGGUAAUUCCUGUGGUGGAGAUUCCUGUGGCGCUCCUUUGUAUGAAGAAUUGCCUCAUCGGUCUGAUGACUCCAUUCAUAGUGACGACCACUUCGCUGAAGACGAACUCAGUCUCGUUGGCGAAGCGGUACCUUGUCGAACAUGUUCUAGACCACCUGCUCCACAAUCCUUGCCACAUCGACAAAGACAGCAACGAUUGGAUAGACGGCCCAAAUCAUUAGAAAGGCGAAGAGGUCAACACAGAAUUCCUCGGCAUAUACAUCCACCUGAUCCUUCGGAAUUCCACGAAGGGGUGUUGUUGGAUGCGCUGCUAAGAUUGUACCCACAGGUUGGUACAGUUGGAGCGAGACCUUCCGGACCAAUCCCAAUAAGCGGAGGAGGAGCUUGGCCUGGUGGUGAACUACCCGGGGUUAACUGCUGGAGAGCUCCGAGGGCUUCUCCGAAACCACCAAGUGGAGAUUCUUCAUUUGGUUCCGAUUCUGGAUACAGUAAUAAUACUUGCGGAACAUGUGGCACUAGAGCGUCGUCGAGACAUCGAUUGUCAGCUGAAAUACCUAUGUCAUGA
Molecule: messenger RNA, 1491 nt
Organism: Danaus chrysippus (African queen)
Lineage: Eukaryota; Metazoa; Arthropoda; Insecta; Lepidoptera; Nymphalidae
Source: the annotation of a GenBank genome assembly